UUUGGUCCUGGUUUUCUUGAUCUACUGACAGAGAAUCAUAAAAGGAGGUUUCCAACUUGUGCCGAUGAGGAUAGAAUCAAUAACUUAUCAGAGCAUUUGAUAGACUCGAUCCUAGAGCGACUCCCAUUUCAAGAUGUUGUAAGGACAAGCAUUCUAUCAAAAAAGUGGAGGUAUAGAUGGACUAGAAUGAGGGUGUUGGUCCUUGAUAAGCAAUUCUGCCAAAAAAUUGCAAAAAAUGGAGCUUAUGGCCGUAAUGGUUUUAUACGGAUCAUAAAUCAAGUCUUGAUCCUUCACAAGGGUCCUAUCUCGAAAUUUUCUCUCCAUAUACCAAAAAUGUAUCUUUAUAGCUUCGAAGAAAUCGAUGAGUUGAUGCUAUGCUUAUCAAAAAAUAGUGUGAGGGAACUCGUCCUUACUAAUUCAAAUCGGCGUUAUGAACUUCCAUCCUAUGUGUUUUCUUGUAUAGAAUUGAGAAAAUUGGAACUCGAGAAUUGCAUUUUUAAGCCACCACUUGAGUUUAAAGGAUUUUUCAAUGUUGUAAAUCUUUUUCUCAAGGAUAUUGAUUUUGGGGCUAACUCCUGGGAAACUCCGUUUAGUUUACCACACCUUAAGAGGCUGUGCCUGCAUACGUGCACAAAUGUCUACAAUUUCAACAUCAAGGCUAAGAAACUGAAGACUUUGAUUGUCAUCACUUGCCCUCAAGCCAAUGUGCUCCGGUUAUUAGACAGUCCAUGCCUUACUGUUAUUGCUUUAUCUUUCCAAAAGCCCAUAAAAGAUUUUGUACGAGUUGAAAGGGUGAAUUUGACCAUCUUGUUAAGUAAAUUGCCGAAGAUUGAACAGUUUUAUAUCGAUGGUCAUUUUAGUAAGUUUUUGAGUGCAGAUAAAAUUCCAAAGUGGCUUCCUCAUGCAGUUAAUAGUUUAAAGCAUUUGUUGUUGUUAUAUUUUGACCUUGGUGAUUUGGAUCAACUUCAUGGUGCUCUUUGUUUGCUUCGAAACUCACCAAAUCUAAAAAGACUGUAUAUGAAGCUUACACAUAAGCCUCAAUUGCAUGAUGAUGUUGGAGCAUCUUCAAAUCAUUUGGAAGCCCCAGGGUGCUUAGAUCAGACAUUGAAACGGUUGCAACUUGCGGACAUAAGUUUAGAAGGAUCAAGACCGGAACUACUUUUUAUAAAGCUUGUACUUGCUCAUUCCCCUUCUCUCAAGAAAUUUUUUAUCCGACCAAGUGGCCCUCAUGAUGCUCAAAAAUGGUUUAACAUUGCUAAGGAUACCAUGCAGUUCCCACGAGCCUCACCAAAUGCAGAAACAGUCUACUUGAAUCCCAAGCCAUAAUCUUGAUGCUUGUGUUCUACAUCUAAGAAGAAUAGCAUAGAAAGGUUAGAAAAAACAGGUGAAAUUUGUACUACAAAGCGGUGAAUGCUACCACCUGAACGUAUUAGUCUACAAUAGCUUAAGUUUUGCUGUUAAUCGAGUCUAGUACCGUAAGUAUUCUUGUCGUAUGUCUUGCCUUUGCUUCUGCAAAAAGUGUUCACAUUUUGGUGUUAUUUGUGUUGAAACUGUGAAUUUGAUUGUGUUUGA
Molecule: messenger RNA, 1572 nt
Organism: Cynara cardunculus var. scolymus (artichoke)
Lineage: Eukaryota; Viridiplantae; Streptophyta; Magnoliopsida; Asterales; Asteraceae
Product: F-box/FBD/LRR-repeat protein At1g13570-like
Exons: 4
Molecular function (GO): protein binding
Source: RefSeq, a predicted model, not a curated record